Molecule: messenger RNA, 1959 nt
Organism: Ostertagia ostertagi
Lineage: Eukaryota; Metazoa; Nematoda; Chromadorea; Rhabditida; Trichostrongylidae
Source: the annotation of a GenBank genome assembly
GAAGCGUAUCGUGCGUUGGAGCUGUUAGAAGAGUACCAUGCUCUUCUCAUCCAUCCUGGAGACGAUGAACUUCGUGUGGCAAUCGAACGUGUCAUAACAACAUUCAAGAACAGCCUCUUCCAAGCUCUCUUAGACCUUCAAGAAUUCUAUGAGGAAACGCUACUCAAUGAGCGAAAAAGCGUUCUACAGAAGAUUGCGGAGUCGAAGGAGAUCGCAAGGCGUUUAGACAUGAAUCCACCCUUCGGCGCUUCGAAUGCAAGCAGGUCUGGGCGCACUUUUCUGUCGACACAGACAGCGCCGUUAGCAACUGCUGAGAAUGGCCUCGGAAGUGUCGGAAAUUCUUAUUCUUCAAGUCAUGUUGUUCAUGAAAGAGUUCGUCAAAUUACUAAUGACGGCGGCUGGCAAACUAGUGAAACAACCACUCGUAGCUUUGAUGGCCCAGGAGGUGUUCAGAAACAGUCUUCAACGGUUAAUGGACUCAUUGACAGCAUGGGCAGAGCUUGGGAAAUUGAAGAUGUUGUGCUAGAAAAGGGCACAACCGGAUUAGGGUUUUCGAUAACUGGAGGAACUGACCAGCCGGCUGAAGAUGGUGAUACCGCAAUUUAUGUCACCAACAUCAUCAUGGGUGGUGCAGCUGCAGCUGAUGGUCGCAUGAAGAAGUACGACAAGAUUUUGAAAGUCAACAACACAGAGUGCGUAAAUGUGCCGCAUGAAGUUGCAGUUAAUGCGUUGAAGACGGCAGGAAAUGUUGUUCGUCUGACCCUCAAACGUCGACGUGAUGAAAUGAACAUCCCUAUUGCAACCAGCGGAUCCAUGGGCUCUGCAAGUCAUCUGAACAGAAGCGACCUAACAUCGUCUAUGGGAGCCCUCAAUGUGUCACGUGGAUUUGAAGGUAGUGGACAUUCGCCCACUGUACCACCAAGUUAUCCACCACCUCCUCCACCAGCUCAUGGUGGCUCUCAAGGCCAUCUUGCUCACAAUUUGCCUCCUGCUGGUUUGAGCUCCCGUGCUAGGUUAGCACAUACCAUCGACCUUUAUAAGGGACAGCGCGGCCUUGGCUUCUCAAUUGCUGGCGGAGUGGGUAACGAGCACGUUCCGGGAGACACCGAUAUUUAUGUCACAAAAAUUAUUGAUGGUGGAGCUGCAUAUCAUGAUGGACGUCUUGGAGUGGGAGACAGAAUUCUGGCUGUUGAUGAUGUCGGACUUGAGAAUGUUACGCACGAAUAUGCUGUCAAUGUUCUCAAGCAAACUGGCACUAAAGUGACGUUGUUGGUGCUUAAAGCAGACCCUAAUGUGAAUGUCGGUGCAAUUGAGGACACCGCCAGCCGUCAGUAUGUUGCAUCCACUCCACAAUAUCCGCAGACAACACCAAUCAGAUCGAAUUCAAUGCAAGAUUUCAAUCGGUCGUUUGAUUCGCAAAGUGCGUUAGCGUACGGCGGGCCACAAGGUGCUCCGAUUGGAGUAGGUGUGGCGCCUCAACAAGUACCGAUCACAAUGGACCCCAGGCCUGUGCCGCUCUACCGUGGAAAUCAGGGACUUGGCUUCAAUAUUGUUGGUGGUGAGGAUAACGAACCGAUAUAUAUCAGUUACGUAUUACCGGGCGGUGUCGCGGAUCUGAGCGGUAACGUAAGGAAGGGCGAUGUUCUUCUUGAAGUGAACGGGCGCUCCUUGCGUAACGCAACGCAUUCUCAAGCUGCAGAGGCUCUUAAAAACGCUCAAAAUCCAGUUACACUCACGCUGCAGUACAGACCUCAUGACUACCAGCAAUUCGAAGCGAAGAUUGAGCGGUUACGCAACGAUAUGAUCCAAGCCAAUUCUACGGGCGGAACCCUCCCUCGUAAAGACUUAUUCGUGAAGGCACUGUUCGAUUAUGAUCACACCCGCGAAGUCGGCGUUCCGCAUCGGUCCAUAUCGUUCCAGUAUGGCGAGUAUUUUGCAUGUAAUGAACACAUCAGAUGA